GGCGUGGCGUGGGGAUGAAAAGGGGCGUGUCUGGUGAACAGGGCGUGGGUGUGGGUUUCCUAUGGAGGCGCAGAGCCUGAGGAGGACCGAGGAGAUACUGACGCGCUGCCUUUCGUUCCUGGAUGCUGAGAACAACACAGCAAACCGAUGGAGAUCUGGAGAGCUGGCGUGACGCGCCGUGGGCAGGUUUGGCGCAGCGUGCGCUGGAGUCCCCACAUGAAGUGGUUUCGGUUAUAAUGUGAGGACCUGGUGAGCUCGGCGGUAUGGAGUCCCUGCGUGUGCCAUGUUUCCUGCGCUGUGUCCUCCCGCCCAGGAUCGCGACCCAUGGGAUGUAGUAAAUGGAGAGCUGCGUUCAACUCUGGACCCCUGAGGGCGCAGUCCAAGCUGUCCGUCUUCCUGACCAUGAUCUUUCUCUUCACUUACCUCUUCUACUGCCUCAGCGAGUACUGCGAAUCACUGCCCGGACCCGCGUACCAACAUCCCGUCUCAAGCAAUGACGCUCCAGAAGGCGAGCGCCUCCUCGGUGCGCACGACGCCUCCCCGGAGUCGCUGCUCCGGCGGCAGCAGUCGGCCUCUCCAAACGGACUCCGUUCUUCCAACAACAUCUCCAUCACCAACAACUUCGGCAGCAAAAAGCUCCCCCAGGCCAUCAUCAUCGGCGUGAGGAAGGGCGGCACUCGGGCUCUGCUGAAGUUCCUGCGCGUCCAUCCGGACGUGAGGGCCGUGGGCGCAGAGCCGCACUUCUUCGACCGCUUCUACGACAAGGGGCUGGAGUGGUACAGGAGCUUAAUGCCUCGUACUCUGGAGGGUCAGAUCACCAUGGAGAAGACCCCCAGCUACUUCAUCACCAAAGAAGCCCCUCAGCGCAUCCAGUCCAUGAGCCGGCAGGCUAAGCUCAUCGUGGUGGUGCGAGACCCGGUGACCCGAGCCGUGUCCGACUACACCCAGUCCGUGUCCAAAGCGCCUGAGCUGCCGUCCUUCCAGAGCAUGGCCUUCCGUAACACCACCACGGGGCUCAUCGACACGUCCUGGAGCGCCAUACGCGUCGGCAUCUACGCCAAGCACCUGGAGAACUGGCUGCGCUACUUUCCUCUGUCCCGUUUCCUGUUCGUCAGCGGGGAACGCCUGGUGACGGACCCGGCGGGCGAGAUGGGACGAGUCCAGGACUUUCUAGGCCUCAAACGGGUGGUGACAGACAAGCACUUCUACUUCAACCAGACCAAAGGUUUCCCGUGCCUGAAGAAGCCUGUGGGCAGUGCCAGGCCCCGCUGCCUGGGGAAGUCUAAGGGCAGACCUCAUCCUCAGAUACCAUCCGAGGUCCUGCUCCGGCUCAGAGACUUCUACAGACCCUUCAAUCUCAAGUUCUACCAAAUGACCGGCCAGGAUUUUGGCUGGAGCUGAACGGCUACCACCAAAGCUCUGAAAAUCCACCAGUCAGGCUGGCUGAAGCUGCGUGUUUGUCCUCAAGGCAAAAAUGAGGCUUAGAAACUCUAAGCUACAAGUUCUUGAGCCACGUUAGCAAACCGGAACUCCUCAGAACCACUGAGACAUGCACACUGCUUCAUCUGUCCGUUCUGGGAACUUCUUGCCUUUAGCACCUCAAAAAGGUUAAAGCGUUUGUCCAAACCGUUUUAAAGCACAACCUGAGAUUACAAGCAAAGCAGCUGCAGUUAAUCUGUUGGUCAAAGGGCUAAAGAACCUCUACAGAACCACACAGGCCAAGGAAAGCACUUAGAGUAAUGGUAGAACCACAUGCAAACAGGUUGGGUACCAGUUGU
Fundulus heteroclitus (mummichog) is the source of this 1778-nucleotide messenger RNA. Its product is annotated as heparan sulfate glucosamine 3-O-sulfotransferase 3B1. The transcript is spliced from 2 exons. Gene Ontology annotation, molecular function: [heparan sulfate]-glucosamine 3-sulfotransferase activity. The record is from RefSeq and is a predicted model, not a curated record. Lineage: Eukaryota; Metazoa; Chordata; Actinopteri; Cyprinodontiformes; Fundulidae. Bases 325 to 1401 code for a protein of 358 amino acids.